Messenger RNA from Apodemus sylvaticus (European woodmouse), 1731 nucleotides. RefSeq names its product nicotinate phosphoribosyltransferase (gene Naprt). The transcript has 13 exons. Gene Ontology annotation, molecular function: nicotinate phosphoribosyltransferase activity. NCBI's taxonomy places the organism in Eukaryota, Metazoa, Chordata, Mammalia, Rodentia, Muridae. Gene Ontology annotation, biological process: NAD+ biosynthetic process. The record is from RefSeq and is a predicted model, not a curated record. Bases 73 to 1689 code for a protein of 538 amino acids.
UCAGUUCUCUGGACCAGUGCCUUAGGGGGUGGAGUAGGGCGCCAUUAGUCCGGAGUCUGUGUACCCCGCGGAAUGGAGAUGGAGCUGGACGGUGAGGGGCGCAUGGUGGUGCGGCCGCUGCUCACGGACCUCUAUCAGGCUACCAUGGCGCUGGGCUACUGGCGUGCGGGCCGGGCGUGCGAGGCAGCAGAGUUUGAGCUCUUCUUCCGCCACUGUCCUUUCGGAGGCUCCUUCGCCCUGACUGCUGGCCUGCAGGACUGUGUGCGCUUUCUUCGCGCCUUCCGUCUGCGGGAUGCAGACUUGCAGUUCCUGGCUUCAGUGCUACCCCCAGACACUGACCCUGCGUUCUUCGAGCACCUUCGGGCCCUUGACUGCUCUGGGGUGACGGUGCGGGCUCUGCCAGAGGGUUCCCUCGCCUUCCCUGGUGUGCCGCUUCUGCAGGUGUCCGGGCCUCUUCUUCUGGUACAGCUGCUAGAGACUCCGCUGCUGUGCCUGGUCAGCUAUGCUAGCCUCGUGGCCACCAAUGCUGCUCGGCUUCGCUUGAUUGCAGGACCGGAUAAGAAAUUACUAGAGAUGGGCUUGCGGCGAGCUCAGGGUCCCGACGGGGGCUUCACGGCCUCGAUUUACAGCUACCUGGGUGGAUUCAACAGCAGCAGCAACACACUUGCUGGCCAACUGAGAGGUGUACCAGUGGCAGGGACCCUGGCCCACUCCUUUGUCACUUCAUUUUCGGGGAGUGAGGUACCCCCUGACCCGAUGUUGGCUCCAGCUUCUAGCGAGGGCCCUACCGUGGACCUGCCUGCCAGUGUAAAUCUGUGGCUAAAGCGUGUAUGUAUGUCCUUGGGGCUAGAGGAGCAGGAGCCACACCCAGGGGAGCGUGCGGCGUUUGUGGCCUAUGCUCUGGCCUUUCCCCGGGCUUUCCAGGGCCUGCUAGAUUCCUACAGUGUACGAAGGAGUGGUCUUCCUAACUUCCUGGCAGUAGCCCUGGCACUGGGAGAGCUGGGCUACAGGGCAGUGGGUGUGAGGCUGGACAGCGGUGACCUGCUUCAGCAGGCUAAGGAGAUCCGUGGGAUCUUUCGGACUGUUGGUGCUCAGUUCCAGGUGCCCUGGCUAGAGUCUGUUCCCAUUGCAGUCAGCAACAACAUUGACGAGAAGGAGCUGGCCAGACUAGCCCAGAAGGGCAGCGAGGUGAAUGUCAUUGGCAUUGGCACCAAUGUGGUCACUUGCCCCAAACAGCCCUCUUUGGGUUGUGUCUAUAAGCUGGUGUCUGUGGGAGGCCAGCCUCGAAUAAAGCUAACAGAGGACCCAGAGAAGCAAACACUGCCGGGGAGCAAGGCUGCCUUCCGCUUCCUAGACCCUGACGGGUUUUUGCUACUGGACCUACUGCAGUUGGCAGAAGAGCCCCCACCCAAGGCUGGGCAGGAACUGAGGGUUUGGCCUCGGGGGGCCCAGGAGCCCCGCACUGUGAAGCCAGCCCAGGUGGAGCCAUUGCUGCGACUCUACCUGCAACAGGGACAGCUGUAUGAGACACUUCCAUCUCUGGAUGAGUCUAGAAGCUUUGCCCAGCAGUCCCUGAGCCGCCUCCGCCCUGCGCAUAAGCAGCUGCAGAGCCCUGCAGUAUAUCCGGUCGCAUUGUCCGAGAAGCUCUGGGCAUUGGUGGACAGUCUGAGUGCUCGAGGUCCCCUGUGAAAAAAAUCACAAAUAACACGACUCUGUUUCCACCACUUGUCA